CAUCCUCUCGCCUUCACGGGUGAGGGUGCUGUUGACAUGUUCCGGGCCCGCUUCACCACCUUUUGAGGAACAGUUUGAAUUGACCUGAUUGGAAUCUUCCUGUUGUGUUCGUUCCUCGACAUCUUGGGGGCAUCGGAGGACAUGGUCAUGGACAUGGACAUUGACAUGGUGUGGUACUCGUCGCCCGCGCUGCUCGACUUGCAUUAUUCCUGCUACACAUGCUAUUCCUCGCGCUGGCUUUGUCUUUUUGCGGGCGCAAUCAUCGUGCUAUCAUCGCUGUGGAGUGGCAUAUUUGUGCCUCGUAGCAUCUAUCCAGAUGGCUUCCUUCAUCCACGACCAGCGUUUGUCUCGGUGCUUCGUUCCAGCAGACACCAUUCACGGUGCGCCGUCAAUCAACACCACAGUUGCCAGGACAUGGACAGAGAAUCUAGAGCGACUUGGCGCGUGUUCCUCUGGCGGAUGCACCAGCACCAGCGCCGGCACGAGCAAACGGCCGUAAAUCAUGGUCGUUUUCGUUAUUCUUGGUAUGUAGCGGAUGUCCAGUGGUGCUGGAUCGAUCCCACGGUGCCGGAUUCUUAGCCUUAACCAGUCUCCAUAAGCAAAAGUGGUGGUGGUGGUGGUAUUGGUAGGAUAGUUGUGGACUUGUAGUGGUACCUUGGACCUUCCUUUCUGCACCUUCCUUUCUCAAUAGCCGGAAUCCUUUCCUGAUCCUUCCACCGUCUCGUCGUGCAUCUGCAUCUGCAUCUGCAUCGGCACCUCCACAUUCACAUUCACCCUCACCCUCACCUUCACCUUCACUUGCAUACCAGUAUCCGCCAUUGACCCUCCUCC
Pseudovirgaria hyperparasitica is the source of this 831-nucleotide messenger RNA. RefSeq lists its product as uncharacterized. The record is from RefSeq and is a predicted model, not a curated record. The transcript has 2 exons. Bases 142 to 579 code for a protein of 145 amino acids. Lineage: Eukaryota; Fungi; Ascomycota; Dothideomycetes; Acrospermales; Acrospermaceae.